Eleginops maclovinus (Patagonian blennie) is the source of this 2758-nucleotide messenger RNA. It is a transcript of the gene prph2a, whose product is annotated as peripherin 2a (retinal degeneration, slow). The record is from RefSeq and is a predicted model, not a curated record. Gene Ontology annotation, biological process: visual perception. Lineage: Eukaryota; Metazoa; Chordata; Actinopteri; Perciformes; Eleginopidae. Gene Ontology annotation, cellular component: plasma membrane.
ACUUUCAUGUCAACGGUCUUUGUCAGGCUUCAUCUGAUGCCAUUACAGCUCAAUGGUGUGUUCGAUCUAGGCGCCCAUGACCACGUGAACUCUCAAACCAAUUAUGGCCCUAGGCAACGGCUUACGAUCAGGCUCAUCUUGUAUGCAGGGAUUUCUGCAAAUUGGUUAGGCUGCUUACAGAGGCUUAGAAUGACGUACUGAAACUUUGAGUUUAAUCAUUAGGAUCUUAAGCAAUCGUCCACCUUUCCAAGAGAACGCAACAUCACGAUUAGCCUAACCUGUGUUUUAGGGAGGAAAAAACUGGAAAAGUUGAGGAAAAAUUGCCUGGUGAAAGUUUAAAUUUCUGUCACAAUGGGAGAAGAGAUAGCUUUUGAGAAAUAACUUUACUGCACUGCUCCCAGUUACUCCUGGGUUCUUCAUCUCUGCUGUUUUUCUUGCGAUGGAUUACAGGCUGAGCUGAUUCCUAUUUUGCCUUUAGACCAGCCAGAGGAAACCCUGACAGCAAAGGGACCAAGAAACAGGAACUGCAGGUUGGUGUGUUCAACAACACCUUGGAGCUUCUGCUAUUCUAGAUCUUCAUUUUGAAUCUUUUCUUUACUGGCUGAGGACACAUUCCAGCUUCAACAAUGGCUUUGAUGUUGGUGAAGUUUGACAUGAAGAAGCGAGUGAAGCUCGCUCAGACAAUAUGGUUUCUGUACUGGUUCGCCGUAAUAGCUGGCGUGCUGGUCUUCAGCAUGGGGCUGUUCUUUAAGAUCGAGCUGCGAAAGCGCUCAGAACUUAUGGACAACAACGAGAGUCACUUCCUGCCCAACCUUCUUAUAUUAAUGGGUCUAAUAGCCUGUGGCGUCAACGCUUUUGGAGGCAAAGUCUGCUACGACUCCCUGGACCCUUCCAAGUUUAUUAAAUGGAAGCCCAUGUUGAAGCCCUUCUUGAUGUUCUGCGUGGGGUUCAACGCCCUGUUGUUUGUCACAGCCCUGCUGUGUUUUGUGAUGAGGAUCCCUCUGCAGUUCACUCUGGCUGAUGGGCUGAAGAACGGCAUGAAGUUCUACAAGGACACAGAUACACCGGGACGCUGCUACAUGAAGAGGAUGGACCUGAUGCAGAUGGAGUUCAGAUGUUGCGGAAACGAUAACUAUAGAGAUUGGUUUGAGAUUCAAUGGGUAAGCAACCGCUACCUGGAUUUCAGCGCAAAGGAAGUCAAAGACCGCAUUGGAAGCAACGUGGACGGCCAGUAUCUGAUGGAUGGAGUCCCGUUCAGCUGCUGUAACCCCAGCUCCCCCAGACCCUGUAUCCAGUUCCAGAUGACCAAUAACACUGCCCACUACAGCUACGACCACUACACGGAGGAACUCAACACAUGGAAGCGCGGCUGCCGUGAAGCCAUGGUAUCCUAUUAUGGAGGAUUGAUGAACACCAUCGGAGCCCUGGUCUUUUUGGUCACCUUGCUUGAGGUUGCUGUGACCAUCGGCCUGCAGUACAUCAACAGCUCGCUGUCCAGCCUAGUGAACCCGGAGGACCCAGAGAGCGAGAGCGAGGGCUGGAUCCUGGAGAAGACAGUAAAGGAGACGUUCACCGACAUCAUGGCCAACAUGAAGGCAAUGGGCAAAGGCGGCAAGGUGGAGGAGGAGGCGGAGGCAGGGGUGGCCACGGUGAGCUGAGCUAACCCCUUCCUGCAAAAACUGACAAAACUCCCACCUAAAGAGGAGAGGAAGGGGACGAGUGAGAUCAAAGCGUUUUUCUACCAACAUUCUUUAUGUAGACACUACCACACACAAACAUACUCAGCUAUGAACUCCUUUAAAGUGGACUCCUUUCAAAUGGAAUCCUUGCGUAAAAAAUUAUUUAUUCAUACAUAGAGAGGGAUAAGUUGUAGGGUGAGUAAUAUUGUAAUUUUACAUUUUGGUUUUUCCCCAACCAAUCAAAUCCAUCUGAGGUUCAAGCUCCGCUUCUCAAAAUUCUUUUAAAGAAAUGUUGGUUUCCAACACUCUGUGGGGUUUGGAUCUUUACAAAAUAUAAAUAAAUGUGAUAUGUAUUGAUAAAUGUCAGAUGCUUUGCAAUCACGAGUAAAAUAUGUAAUUUUUUCCAUUGUAAUGUCGUCGGAUAGUUUGGCGGGGAUGGUGGUUGCUAUGCAACCCCCCCUCUCAUGGAAAGAUGGAAGGUAUUUUACAGCCCAAAAACAUUUUAUUUUAUUGAUUUCUAGACUUUGGCUUUUAGCUGAUACUGUGUAAGAAACAAAUUAUAUCCACUCAGCUCUUUUUAUACUCCAGUCCGACUUUGUCCCAAAUGAAGACUGGAUAAGCUCCUGAGAUGGAGUAAAAUUAUCAAUUGAAUGAAUCGUUAUGAAUAAUGCAUGAAUGUUGCGGCACAUGGUCGAUAAGUGAGGCAUGGGAACUAGGAUGUGAGCGCUGUAGAGAGGCAGGGCCAACUCCAAACCUGUGGAGGGCGACUGAAAUUGGCAGCUAAAUCUUGGCUACUGACCCCUGCACUGUAAUCUCAAACCCUCUUUGGUGUGUCCCUUGUACAUUCAGUUUCUGUAUAUUAAGACACAUGUAUGUAAAUUCCAACAACCUGGGUUGCCGUCUUUGUACAUAGUGUAGAAAUGAUGAAAUAUAUUUACCUUUUUUUUUAAAAUAAUGUAAUUAAGCUUAAUCUUUUAUUGAAAUCCCUGUAAAGUUUUUUUUUUCCAUUUUUUUCUUGGCUUUGUGAGUUUCUGUAGAAUAAGAAUUGUAAAAAGGAAUAAAGGAUUUUAGAGAUGUUA